Messenger RNA from Topomyia yanbarensis, 6462 nucleotides. It is a transcript of the gene garz, whose product is annotated as Golgi-specific brefeldin A-resistance guanine nucleotide exchange factor 1. NCBI's taxonomy places the organism in Eukaryota, Metazoa, Arthropoda, Insecta, Diptera, Culicidae. Gene Ontology annotation, biological process: regulation of ARF protein signal transduction. Bases 160 to 5895 code for a protein of 1911 amino acids. The transcript has 10 exons. Gene Ontology annotation, molecular function: guanyl-nucleotide exchange factor activity. The record is from RefSeq and is a predicted model, not a curated record.
AGGAACAUUGAAGAGAAGAAAAAAACGUAAACGUCAUUGCUGUGAGUUGGAAGUAUGCUAGUGAAAAAUUUAUCUGAUACUUGAGAAAUUUUGUCUAAUUCUCCCUCGGAACAGUUUCCUGUGCGCUUCAAGAAUCGACUAGCAGCAAUUAAUAUCGUGAUGUCUCCCCCGGGGAACGGAAUCUUUGUCGUCCGGGGCGAAAUGUCCACCCUGACGACGGCAAUGCGACGUGGCUCACGGUGGAGCUCCAACACUUAUCAGGAGGACGAAAAAGAUGGUCUGUUGAAAAACUUUCAUGAAUUGAAGGAAACACUGCUUCAGGUGGAGGAUUUACGAUUAGUCGAACCGGGAGUAUUUCUAGGGCCAUUUCUGGAAGUGAUACGUUCGGAGGAAACCACCGGACCUGUAACCAGUUUGGCUCUGGCGGCUGUCAACAAAUUCCUGUCCUACGGACUGAUAGAUCCAACUCAUUCGACGCUGGCAGCUACGGUGGAAAGUAUUGCGGAUUCAGUUACACACGCCCGGUUCGUGGGUACCGAUCAGACCUCCGACGGGGUAGUGCUGAUGAAGAUUGUACAAGUUUUACGCACGCUGAUGCUGAGUCCGGAAGGGAGUGCUCUUUCCAAUGAAAGUGUUUGCGACAUUAUUCUGAGCUGUUUUCGGUUAUGCUUCGAGCCACGUUUGAAUGAGUUGGUCCGGAAAACGGCGGAGAAUGCCUUGAGAGAUAUGGUGCUGUUAUUGUUCAUGAGAUUACCGCAGUUUGUGGAGGGUGGUCACUUUAAUCUCAAGACAUUGAAGAUGCGCUCUAGCUCGAUGGAUCAGACUAGCAAAAAACGAAAAAGUAGUAAGGUGGAACUAAAACCCUUGUCGUCAAAUCCCAAAAUUAUAACGACCGACGAAAGCAGCUUAAAUGAACCAGAACCAACAACUCCGGUUGUUAGUAAUGUUCCGAAAGGAUUGAAACCUCCCCCUUUGUCGACUACACCGGCAACACCAGCCGGACCAAUUGUGGAUAUGCAAGGAACGAUAUCUCAAACGCCUAGAAGUUGUCAAGAACCGAAACAGGAAGCAGUUACAGCAGAAAUCGAUCCUCAAGCUCGAUCAGAAUCACUAAACGAUGUUGUCCAAUCGGAACCAGAGGAUCCUCCAGCAGCUUCGUUUGUAGAUGCGGUAGGCGUUCGUUUCACCCAUCAACAGGACGAAGAAAAUGUUGGUCAAACUCCGCACCUGCCCUAUGGAUUGCCGUGCAUUCGCGAACUGUUUCGCUUUCUAAUCUCGCUUUGCAAUCCUCUGGACAAACAGAAUACCGACGUUAUGAUCCAUAUGGGUCUGACGCUACUAACUGUAACGUUUGAGGUGGGUGCAGACAGCAUCGGGAAGUAUGAUUCUCUGCUAGCCAUUGUCAGGGAUGAUUUGUGUAAAAAUCUGUUUGCGCUACUAGCAACGGAGCGAAUUUCCAUAUUUGCUACCGAUUUGCAGCUUUGUUUUCUGCUGUUCGAAUCGUUACGAUCGCAGCUUAAGUUUCAGCUGGAGUACUAUCUCACCAAGUUGGCAGAUCUGAUUGUUAACGAGAACCCGCGGAUUCUGUACGAAGCUAGAGAGCUUGCUCUGGACAAUUUGCUACAGCUGUGGCGCAUACCGGGUUUUGCUGCAGAACUCUACAUCAACUAUGACUGUGACUUGUACUGUUCCAAUCUGUUCGAAGACCUGACCAAGCUGCUGUCCAAGAACACCCUAUCGGCAACGCAUUCGAUCUACAGUGUCCACACGCUUUCGCUGGAUGCCCUACUGACGAUUAUCGGUGCAAUCGAACGAAACUGCAUCCAGGCGAAAAAUGGUGAGAAACCGACGUACAUGCGGCAUUCCAGGAACAACUCCAGCGUGGAUAGAAUAGUGCUGGAACCGAGUCUUUCGCUGGAUCAGAGUGGGAGCAGUCCGCAAGACCCCGACGUCAGCGAAGUGGUACCGGUGGAAAGCAUCAACAAGUACUUGAAGUCUAGUCAGAACGAAGAUCGACUGCGGCAGAUCGUUCGCCAGGAAGCAGCCGGCGAUGGAACGACGCUAAGUCACGAAGAAUUGGCAGCAAUCAAGAAAAAGAAACGGCUACUAACGCAAGGAACGGACCUGUUCAAUCAACGGCCGGAGAAGGGGAUUCAGUUUUUGCAGGAAAAUGGUAUCCUGAACAGUACGCUGGAUCCACUCGAGGUCGCUCACUUUCUGCGAGAGAACUCCGGUCUGGAUAAGAAGAUGAUUGGCGAGUACAUUAGCAAGAAGAAGAAUGUGGAGAGUAAAAUUUUGGAGGUUUUCGUCAAAUCGUUCGAUUUUGCCGGGUUGACCAUCGACCAGGCGCUGAGGUUGUACCUGGAAACGUUCCGAUUGCCCGGGGAAGCACCGUUGAUUUUUUUGGUCAUGGAACAUUUCGCUGAUCACUGGCAUAAUUGCAACAAUGAACCGUUUGCAAACACGGAUGCUGCGUUCCGAUUAGCAUACGCAGUCAUUAUGCUAAACAUGGAUCAACACAACUACAACGCGAAACGUUUGAAUGUGCCAAUGACGGCUGAGGAUUUUCUGAAAAAUUUACGUGGAUUGAACGGAAAUUCCGAUUUCGACCAGGACAUGCUGGUCAAUGUUUAUCAUUCUAUUAGAAACGAAGAAAUUGUCAUGCCAGCCGAGCAGACGGGAGUAGUUCGCGAGAAUUACCUGUGGAAGGUUCUGCUGCGCCGGGGAGCCACCAAGGAUGGUCUGUUUCAGCACGUGUUCGGUCCCAAUCACGAUCGCGAACUGUUCCGAAUUAUUCAAGGAUCGACGCUGGCAGCGCUUAGUUUCAUUUUUGACAAGAGUCCGGACAACACCCUGCUCUAUCAAAAAGCUAUGAACGGGUUCAUCAAGUCGGCGGUAAUCGCCUCGCACUACAGCCUGCACGGGGACUUUGAUGCGCUGGUGUUGACGCUGUGUAAGUUUACAACGCUGCUGAAUCCCCCGGUCGACGUGCACGAAAUUACUACCAACGUGCUGUUCGGGCAGAAUGUGAAGGCUCAGCUGGCGAUGAAAACGGUGUUUGCGUUGAUUCAUGAUCAUGGAGAUUGCAUGCGAGAAGGUUGGAAGCACAUCGUGGAUGUCGUUCUUCAGCUUUUCAGACUCAAACUUCUACCGAAGACUUUAAUGGAAGCGGAAGACUUCUGUGAAGCUGGUGGUAAGGUAGCUCUGAUUCGUGAUCAGAAUCAGCUUCCCAAAACGGAUGCCGGUUUGCUGAGCAGUUUGUACUCUUACCUGAGCAACGACAGCCAACGGCAACCAUCUUACGAAGAACAGGAAAUCAUCAAACUAUCGAGACGAUGCAUUAAAGAGUGUCAAAUCGAUCAGAUCGUGAAUGAAUCCAAGUUCAUGCAGUUUGAAUCGCUAGUAGAGCUUGUCAAUGUUCUUCUAGGCAUGAUCAAAGCUCCCGAGAGUCACAAAUCCGUCGGACUGUGGUACGCGGAAAAUACGGUGGUCUUUCUGCUGGAGUUAUUGGUCAAGAUUCUGAUUCAGAACAGGGAUCGCUUACUGCCGAUCUGGAAACCCUGUCAAGAUCAGCUCUAUCUAUUGCUGAGCGGUGCAUCUUCCUGUGAUUACACCUAUCUGCUACAGCGGACUACCGUGGCACUGCUAAAACUAGCCAUUUAUCUAAUGCGCAACGAAGAAAUCUGCUCGACAAUCCUUCAGAGUCUAAGGAUGCUGCUUCUUCUAAAACCAGCCGUCAUUUGGUCCAUCUCCAAACCAAUCUCCAUCGGUAUGUACGAGCUACUAAAAACCAGCGCACAAAACAUCCAUUCAGAAGCUGAAUGGAUCAUUGUGUUCACCAUUCUUGAGUGCGUUGGAGCUGGUGCUAUACCACCGGAGUAUGACGAGGCACCCUCUAUAUCGGGUACAAAAUCCGACGGCGCUCUGAGCAGCGAAGAAGAUUCGGGACUACCCGACCGAGGUUACAUUUCAGAUUCCGAACUGAAUGCCAUAAAGAAUGGACAUUCGCCCAAUUCCUGCACGCCACUGAUCAGUCCAACCGGAGACAACUGGAUUUUGGUCAACAAGGACGCCGAUAUUGUUUCGUCUCGAUCAUCAUCCCCAAAACAUUCGAUCCAAUACCGCUGUAAACUGCUGGAGCACUCUCCCUUCGCACUGGUCAAAUGCUGGGAAAGUUUGGCUUUCAUUGUCCGGAACGUAGCUCACAUCACACCGUAUAACUUUGAAAGCUGUGUCCGUUGCAUUCGUACCUUCGUCGAAGCAUCGAUGAACGAUGGCAAGGAGAAACGUCGCCGACACCGACGGAUCGGCGGUAGUGGUAAGAAUUCUCGGAAUAAAAAUCGUAAAAAUGAUAGCAGCGAUAGUGAAACGGAGGAACUUCCCGAAGCAUACGAGUCCAUUUCGAUUCAGCUGCUUGAUUUGAUGCACACUCUUCACACCCGGACGGCGCAAAUCUUUCGCUGGUGGGCUGAAGAGGGGGGUUCACUGCCGCAGUGCUCAGCCCUCUGGUCACAGGGUUGGUGUCCGCUGUUGCAGGGCAUUGCCCGGUUAGCUACUGAUCAGCGGAGGCAGGUUCGAACGAGUGCAAUCACCUGCCUGCAGCGAGCUUUGUUGGUUCAAGACUUGCAAACGCUCACCGGAUUGGAGUGGGCUGGUUGCUUUAAACAGGUUCUUUUUCCGCUACUAUCGGAACUGUUGAGUGAGAAACCUGCCAAACCGGCGGAUGCUGGUUUACUGGAAGAAUCCCGGAUGAGAACUGCAACCAUAAUGUCGAAAGUUUUUCUGCAUCAUCUGACGCCGUUGAUCGCUCUUGCCGGGUUUACCGAGCUGUGGUUGGAAAUUUUGGACUACUUUGAGCGUUUCAUGAAGAUCGGUUCGGAUAUGUUGUACGAAGCCGUGCUGGAAAGCUUGAAGAACAUGCUGCUGGUGAUGCAUUCGGUCUGCGUGUUCCACAACAGCGAUGGCAUUACACAUUCCACUCUAUGGGACGUUACGUGGCAACGUAUCUCCGGUUUUCUGCCGCAUCUGAAAGAAGAACUGUUUAAAAGUGACGCACCAAAUACUAAAGCCUACAGCACGACAACGCUCCCAUCUUCCCCGGUACCGCCACUGUCAAUAGCUGCACCAAGCGUUCAGCCACAAACAAGCAUCGUCCACCAAAACCCACAACUCCUUCCAACGGACGCUUGUGCCCGUGUGCCAACAGGAACAAACAAUCUGCUAAUCAGCAAUACAAACACGAUGUGUCCAUCGCCGAUCGUUCCCCAAGUCCCAUUGGAGGCAUCCGUGCUGAUGACCAAAACGGAUGUUGUGCAAGCAACUCAAACUGUUUCAACUCCAACCCAUACUCUGGAACCCUAUCCCACAAGCAGCCCGUCAUCGGAUAUCAAUCGCUACUCCAACAUCAUUGAAUUACCGGUGACACCAUCACCACCUCCCUUCGCUCCGAUGUCAUCUCAUGAACCGGAAUCGGAGCCACAGCAUAUCCCGCCAGAAGCAACACAGAAUCCUCCGGUACCAAUCAGCCAUCUUCUAGCACGUAACCAGUACCCAUCCUUGCAAAACGUACCGAUCGGGAUUGCUCAAAGCUACGCGCCAAUGUUCGUUCAACCGAGUCCGGCUCCGGUCGAUGGUUCGGACAUCUACAAUGACUACAUGAACGAUCCGUACAAUCUGACGCUUCAAAUCGAUCAAAGCCCAAAUCCCUCCAGCCUAGAUCAGCAGCAACUUCCCUUAGUGGAGCACCAGGAACAACAACAACAGCAGCAGCAGCAGCAACAGUCGCCACCACCAGCAAUGCAAAAUGUAUUCCAAUCGGCUAGCUAUUUCAGCACGAUCCAGUUCGGCCCCGGUCGGAUACCUCCAGGUUCGGAAAUUUUGUUUGGUGAACCUUAGCGCAGAUGACAGUCACUAGAAAGAAGGCAGCGGAUUCUAAUAUGAAUUUCUUCUUUUUCUCUUCACAUUCCUUGCAUGCUUACACGGAAUUCGUGGGGAAAAAUCUGUUUUAAUCCGUAGAAACCGACGACGACUAGGAAAUCAAUAAUUAAUAUAUCCUGCUCAUGCUGGUAUGAGUCGAUAUAGUUUGGAAAGAAGAAUAAAGUAAACUUAUGUAGGUAAAAAUGAUAGAAUUUUCUGCAAAAAACGGUCCAUUUCACAACAUUGGAUUUUUAAUGUAAAGCACUUGUAUUAUUUGAAGUAACACGAUAAAACUGUUGAUAACUAUGAAAUACCUAUAUAUUAUUAUUAUACACAUUUGUGAAAUAUGAAAAAAAAAAACGUAAAUGUUGGCUAGACUACUAUUACAAAGAGAUCCAGAUAAUAUAGGGAACUGUCUUUUUGUUGACAUUUUUUAAGUUCUGUUUACGAAAAAGUUGUUUUACAAUAAUUUUAUUUGGUAGAAAAGAGUAUAAAUAUACAAGUACACGUAAAGCAAGGGAAUAACAGUUACAAACUUACCAACAA